UUUUUAAGCAUGAGUCAUUAACAUGAGUUAUUUGUAAACAAUUUGAGUUAUUGAUUUGUGAUGAUAGUUUAUUUUAAUGGUCUAUUAACGAUACUAUGUUUUCUUUUGUUCAAAGUCAUGUUGAAUGUUCUUGAGAAUCAAUUGUACCUAGAGAGUGGCUAAAUUUUGUUGUUUUUUUGUUAUAUUGAUUCUUAAAAAUACAUUUUUAGAGCAUAACUUUACUUUUUAUUUAAAACAUUUUGAAGUUUUAAGAGGUUUAAACUUUUCAAGUAUAAAAUGGAUGCUUCAUUGAUAAGUGAUGAUGGGAACAGAUAUACAGUCAAUCCAAAGAAAAAAAGCAAAGUUCGAAAAGGAUUGAUCAUGAAUCCAAUAUGGCGGGUAAUCUGUUUAUCGCUGAUGGCGAUCACAUUGAUUUUCUUAACACUGUCCACUUUCACUACUGCAUGGCGCGAGGACGAUGAAUCUGUGAUCAAUGUGUUUUCAACGAUAGGUUUAUUUCGCAUAUGCCGUGAUAUCAAGCAUGGUGCAACAGUUGAUCAUAAAUGUUUGGGAGAGCUAGCCAACGAUGCUCCAACUUGGUUUCAAUGCUGCCGUGCGUUCAUGUUGAUUGCACUCAUCCUCGUGUUAAUUGGUUUCAUUCUCGGCGUCCGUACUAUUGUUCAGAUUCCUCCAGUCAAGAAUAAGAACGCCAGACCGCACACUGUUUCAUUGGGUUUGCCCGCCCUCUUAAUGUUCGUUUCAGCAAUUUUCACGUUAAUAGGCGUAUCAAUUUUCGCAGUGGCGACGCACAUGGAGCAAGGAUUGUAUUUCCCCGAAUUUCAACCACCCACAUGGGGCAACAGUUGGUCGCAGGUUAUGGCUAAAAGAAACAGCAUUCCAUCAGAACUACCAGAAGAUCACGAUAUGAAACUGAAGUAUAGUUAUUCGUUUGCGUACGGCUGGGUUGGAUGUAUUUUCGGUACUGCAUCUUUCGUCAUAAACUUGAUUGCCAGUGGAAAAUCUUAAAGAAAUCCGUGUUUUCAUUUUGAGCAAGCGAGGCUGACGUAGCAAAGAGUAUUGAUUAAAGGUGUUUGGUCAAAUUUUCAGACAACACGUGUGAAAAUAUUUUUUUAGUUUUUUACCGUGAACUUCGUUUUCCUUUGAAUUUUGUUUACUAAAACGAUUUUGGAAUUACAUGUCUCUCCUUUGUUUUUGUUUGUACAUCACUUUAGGCAUGAUGCUAAGCCCCACCACUAUAAUUUUACUUUUAGUAAACUAUGAUAAACCAGUUGCUUUAAUUUGUAGAUGUGUUAAUUGUCGUAUAAUUUCGCCAUUUUGUUCACCUACAAUUGGCUUGCUUCCAAUUGGCAAGCUUCCAAUUAAGUGGUGAACAAGUGGCCUGUAUAUAGGUAAUGAUUCAAAUUUUUUGAUAGAACAUGUUAAUUUUUAAUUUAUGCAUUAUCAAGGUUAUUUACAUAGUUAUGCAAGAUUAUCACAAUAAAUCAGUGCCUACAUUUUACAUCACAUUUUCACGGAUUUUUUUCUGCAAGUUUUCUGAAGAUGAAUUUAAGGAUGUAUAUUUCAUACAGGGAUUAUUUUUUUCAUCGUUUUGAUUGGUCGAUUUUUAAGUUCACCGAAUCUUUUUUCUGAAUGAAAUAUUUUUUUUCUUGAGGAGAACGCCUUUACCAACAGACACCUUGUAACAACAAAUCACUUACACGUAGCCUAAUGUAGAUUUUUGCAGGUUAAAUUACUAAAACUGUCGUUCUUGAUGUAACUUUGUAUUUAUAUGUAAAGUUUUUACUAACAAUAAAAACAGCUUUAGAUUGCAAUCAUUGUAUUAUUUCAAAUUGUUUCGCAUUUUCAAUUUUUUGUCAUUAAUAAAAUCGUGAUAACACCA
Hydractinia symbiolongicarpus is the source of this 1879-nucleotide messenger RNA. RefSeq lists its product as uncharacterized. NCBI's taxonomy places the organism in Eukaryota, Metazoa, Cnidaria, Hydrozoa, Anthoathecata, Hydractiniidae. The record is from RefSeq and is a predicted model, not a curated record. Gene Ontology annotation, cellular component: plasma membrane. Bases 277 to 1005 code for a protein of 242 amino acids. The transcript is spliced from 5 exons.